Messenger RNA from Lampris incognitus (smalleye Pacific opah), 1755 nucleotides. It is a transcript of the gene slc47a2.1, whose product is annotated as solute carrier family 47 member 2, tandem duplicate 1. Gene Ontology annotation, biological process: xenobiotic detoxification by transmembrane export across the plasma membrane. Gene Ontology annotation, cellular component: membrane. The coding region runs from base 1 to 1755 and encodes 584 amino acids. The record is from RefSeq and is a predicted model, not a curated record. Lineage: Eukaryota; Metazoa; Chordata; Actinopteri; Lampriformes; Lampridae. Gene Ontology annotation, molecular function: xenobiotic transmembrane transporter activity; antiporter activity. The transcript has 16 exons.
AUGGAGGACUCUACAGUGAAAACACAACAUAAAAGCGGAGCAAAGGGACUCUCCACAACGGACGGCCAUGCUGUUGGUUCGUGGCUGGAGAGCGUCCGGCGAAGGAUACCUGCCAGCUACAAGGAGGAGAUGCUCAAACUUUUAAAACUUGCAGGGCCAGUGUUAAUUUCCCAGUUGAUGGUCUUUCUAAUUGGCUUUGUGAGCACCGUGUUUUGUGGCCACCUGGGGAAAACGGAGCUAGCCGGGGUGGCGUUAGCCAUAGCGGUGAUAAAUGUCACCGGUAUUAGUAUCGGCUCUGGUUUGGCCUCAGCCUGUGAUACUCUCAUGUCUCAGACUUAUGGGAGCGGUAACCUGAAGCGGGUGGGAGUGAUCCUCCAAAGGGGGGUCCUGAUCCUGCUCCUGGCCUGUUUCCCCUGCUGGGCCAUUCUCAUCAACACAGAGCCCAUUCUGCUGGCUGUCAGACAGAGCCCAGAGGUCGCCAGGCUCGCACAGCUGUACGUGGAGAUCUUCAUGCCUGCUCUACCGGCCGCCUUUAUAUACCAGCUGCAGGGGAAGUAUCUUCAGAAUCAGGGUAUCAUUUGGCCCCAGGUGAUAACCGGAGCGAUCGGGAAUGUUUUUAACGUGGUGGUGAACUAUAUCUUCCUCUAUUUUCUGGAUUUGGGUGUUGCUGGAUCUGCAGCAGCUAACGCCAUCUCACAGUUCUCCCUGGCUGUGUUUCUCUACAUUUACAUCUGCUGUGCAGGGCUGCACAAGGCUACAUGGGCAGGUUGGUCAUGUGACUGUCUACAGGAGUGGGGUCCUUUCAUCCAGCUGGCUAUUCCCAGCAUGCUGAUGUUUUGUCUGGAAUGGUGGCUGUACGAGAUUGGAGGAUUCCUGGCUGGUGUAAUUAGUGAGGUUGAGUUGGGAGCUCAGUCCAUUGUUUACGAGCUGGCCACUAUUGCCUAUAUGUUCCCAAUGGGAUUCUCUGUUGCCGUCAGCGUGCGGGUUGGGAACGCUCUUGGUGCCGGGAACACGGAGCAAGCCAAGCUGUCCAGCAAGGUCUCCCUCGUCUCUGCAUUUAUAGUCUCGUGCUUUGUUGGAGCUUUUCUCGGAGUGACUCGAGAUGUGAUUGGGUACAUUUUCACCACAGACGAAGAAAUUGUUCAGAGGGUAUCUGAUGUAAUGGUGAUGUAUGGCUUCAUACAUCUUGCUGAUGCCACAGCGGGUGUGACGGGCGGCAUUGUCAGGGGAGCUGGGAAGCAGACGACUGGCGCUCUGUGUAACUUGGUGGGCUUUUACUUCAUUGGUUUCCCCAUUGGAGCAUCCCUUAUGUUUACUGCAAAACUGGGCAUUGUAGGGCUGUGGUCAGGGCUCUUCAUCUGCGUCAUUAUACAGUCCGUAUUCUUUAUCGUUUACCUGUGUAAGCUAAACUGGAAGAAAGCCACUGAAGAGGCACUGUCUAGGGCAGGAGUACAGGUGACGGGCAAAGAGAUGUUAAAGAUGGAAAAUGAGGAGCGCUCCAUGGCAGCAUUAGACUCCACUCCCAAACAGACCCUGGUAAAGACCACAGCGUCUUCUUUCCAGAGUGUCGAGGAGGGGACCACAGAUCCUGGAGGGCUCAGAUCUGGCCAGGACAGAACAGCCACCCCGACCAUGGGAGGCGUCCUGUCGGUCAGACAGCUGGUGUUACGACGUGGUCUGGCUGUGUUUUUAAUGCUCUUCAUACUUGGUGCAGGAAUCUUCACCCAUGAGCUGCUCGUCAGACUGCUCAGAUAA